Nerophis ophidion (straightnose pipefish) is the source of this 1409-nucleotide messenger RNA. RefSeq names its product oocyte zinc finger protein XlCOF8.4-like. The transcript has 3 exons. Bases 119 to 1090 code for a protein of 323 amino acids. Gene Ontology annotation, molecular function: DNA-binding transcription factor activity; RNA polymerase II cis-regulatory region sequence-specific DNA binding. Lineage: Eukaryota; Metazoa; Chordata; Actinopteri; Syngnathiformes; Syngnathidae. Gene Ontology annotation, biological process: regulation of transcription by RNA polymerase II. The record is from RefSeq and is a predicted model, not a curated record. Gene Ontology annotation, cellular component: nucleus.
ACUUUUAUGGAAUGGCUGCAACCCAAUAAGCAGGGAGGAAGAAAAAGGCGGACGUUGGCGAAAGCUGCAACGGCCACAAGCCAUAAAGGCGAAAUUGUCGACCGUAAAACUUUCAAAAAUGUUUAAAGAGUUGGUGAGGGAAAGAUUAAUGGCGGCUGCGGAUGAAAUAUUCGCGCUGUUCGAAAGAACAAUCGCGUCCUACGAGGAGGAACUUUCUCGAACAAGAGAGAAGGAGCGACAUCGACAACAACUGGAAGCUGCUAGCAGGUCUACAAUUGUGCUCCCGGUUGAAGAUGUCCAGCAGCUGAUUGGUCGUCAGGAAGAACGUCCCCCUCAGCUGCACAUGGGAAGUUCCGCUUUGAAUCAGAGGGAUCCACAGCCCCCUCGCAUUAAAAAGGAAGAGGCGGAGCUCGGGAUCACACAGGAUAUGGAACGUCUUCUAGGGUCCCAGGAUGCCAAUGUCACCGAAUUGCCCCUGACAGUCGUCUCUGUGAAGAUUAAAGACGGUGAAGAUGAACCACAAGCAGACAACCUCUUAGCUCAGCUAUCCGAUAGUGACGACGUGUCACACUUUCCUGAGAAUGAAGACAGGAACGACGCCCAAAGACCUUCGAGCAGUGAUGCAAACUGUGAAAGCGAUAUCGGGACUCGCACGGGCAACAAUGAACCUGAGUGCUCCAACAAGAAGACAGUCACAGAAUGUUUUACCUGCUCAAUUUGUGCUAAAAGUUAUUCUAAAGCGGGCGGUUUGACUCGACACAUGUGGACGCACACGGGAGGAAGCCCCUUUAGGUGCUCCAUUUGUGGUGAAGAAUUUGCUGGAAAUGUACUGUUGAACGCGCACGUGAAAACCCACGCUGGCGAAAAACAUUUCAGCUGCUCAAUUUGCGGCGAUAGAUUCGUGCAGAGUUCCACUUUGACAGCACACUUGAGAACACACACAGGACUCAAACCUUUUGGUUGUUCAAUUUGUGGCGACACGUUUUCUCAAAAAGCCAGUUUGAAAGGACACAUCAGAACACACACGGGAGAAAAACCGUUUUGUUGCACAUUUUGCGAGACAACAGUCACUGGCAACUUGGCGAGAUGAGCCUUAAAAUUUACUUUCCCUCCUGGGUGAUUCAGAGUUCCUCCUCUUCCUCUUUAAAUUGAGGGGCUCUGCCUCAUCCUCCUGCUUCAAAGUGGAGCUUCCUUCCUGAGGUGGAUGUUCAUCUUCAACGCCAAUCAGUUGCUGUGCGUCUGCAGGACACAAACAACAAACACAUUUAGUUAGGACACGGACAAGCGGUAGGAAAUGGAUGGAUGGAUGUCAAACAUUACAUAGACCCUCAAAUAUUUAUAUUUCUAUAUACGUGUUCAUUUUAUUAAUUGGUAUUUACAUUUUUUUUGCUUUUUUGUUUAUAUAUAUA